UGAUGUUUUGAAAAUAUUUAACUUUUUAAUGCUUUAUGAGUAGUAAAUGUCAAAGAUAAGAAUUUAGAGAUCAUUAACACAUUUUUUGAAUGAUUUUUGCAAUUUUUGAUUUAAAAUCAAAUUAAAGUGAAAGUGGUGUUCUCUAAAGUGCCAUUAUCCUUCUUUCACACUCCAACAUAACAAACAAUAACAACAUACAUAGAUAGAACAUAACAUAACAUUAACUAACAUUCCGCAGGGCAGGGGCAGGAUCGUGGAUCGCAUGCCGCAUAACGCAAAAGAUAAUUAUAUUCAAAACAGAAAGAUUUUUAUUAGCUUGAGAAAACUAGAACUCGAGACUUUGAUUAGAUUUAUAUAGAUGGGCAAUUUUUAACCCAAAUUGAUAAAGACCUCAAAUUAUGCAUACAUCCCAUCCAAUGGCCGACAACAUUGGACAACUCGAAAGGGAAGUUGCACAACUGAAGCGGUUGCUAGUCGAGAAAGAGGAGCUGUUGGCGAACCUUAAGGUCAAUAGCGUCUCUCUUCCGGCUUUGAUUGACGCCUCAGAGCAGAAUCUGUCUAAAGAAGACGUUGUCCGCUUUAGCAGACAAAUUAUCUUACCUCAAGUCGGCGUAUCAGGACAAGUGCGGCUGAAAAAAUCCUCAGUGCUGGUCGUUGGGGCCGGUGGACUUGGUUGUCCUGUGCUCCUCUACCUAGUCAAGGCUGGCAUUGGACGCAUCACAGUGGUGGACAGUGACCUUGUUGAGAUCAGCAACUUGCACCGGCAGACCUUGCACUCGGACGCCACAAUUGGUCUUCCUAAGGUUGAUUCGGCGUGCAGAUUUUUUGCCCUGGACCAGAGUUAUGCCAAUGUUAUUCCUAUCUGUGAAAGGUUCACUCCAGAGAACGCAGAUCGUCUUGUCAGUGAACAUGAUGUGAUUGUCGACGCCACAGACAACGUUGGCUCUCGGUACCUCCUUAACGAUGCUUGUGUCCGCCACAAAAAGCCGCUUGUAUCAGGGAGUGCCCUGGGUCUGGAAGGUCAACUCACAGUGUACAACGGCUUUGUAAAGAAGGACGGCGCCCUGGUUAAAGGACCGUGUUAUCGCUGCCUCUUCCCAGAACCUCCUCCAGCUGCCAGCGCCACCAGCUGCAGUCAGUCGGGCGUUCUGGGUGCAGUUCCUGGUCUCAUUGGCCUGAUGCAGAGCAUUGAGGUGAUAAAACUAAUCGUCGACUGGCCACAGAACGAGUCUGUUGCUGGCCGAAUGAUUCUGCUUGAUGCCAAUGAUCUUUCCCUGAGGACUGUCAGGCUUCGAUUGGCUAACGAAAAGUGUCCUGCUUGCAGUUCAAACCCACAGAAAAAUUUGCCAUACUAUAUUGAAAUGUGUGGAGAGGAUGUUCCAGUAAAGGCACUAGAGGAUCAUGAAAGGGUCACUCCGGACUAUGUGAAAGCUGAACUUGACAAACUUUUGUUGGUGGACGUUAGGACGGAGGGUGAAUUCGGAAUGUGCGCCAUCCAAGGGUCAGUCAACUUCCCUUUUAAAGAUUUUGAGCAGAUUUUGCCAGAAGUUAAAAAAGCUGUUCUCGAAGCCAAGCAAAAUUCUCCAUCAUUACAAGUUUGCUUUGUUUGUCGGAGAGGAAAUGACAGCCAGCUGGCAGCAGUGAGGUUCAAGGAAGCCUACCCAGAAGACAAAGUUGUAGAUAUGAAGGGCGGACUGCACGCCUGGGCAAAAGUGAUAGACGACCAGUUUCCAGUUUAUUAAAAAAAUUUUAUUCCUAAAUAAUUUUUUUAUAAAUAAAUCCUGGGAAUCAACG
Messenger RNA from Neocloeon triangulifer, 1794 nucleotides. RefSeq names its product sulfur carrier protein adenylyltransferase (gene Uba4). Gene Ontology annotation, cellular component: cytoplasm; cytosol. Gene Ontology annotation, molecular function: thiosulfate-cyanide sulfurtransferase activity; URM1 activating enzyme activity; nucleotidyltransferase activity. Gene Ontology annotation, biological process: tRNA wobble position uridine thiolation. NCBI's taxonomy places the organism in Eukaryota, Metazoa, Arthropoda, Insecta, Ephemeroptera, Baetidae. Bases 399 to 1742 code for a protein of 447 amino acids. The transcript has 6 exons. The record is from RefSeq and is a predicted model, not a curated record.